Messenger RNA from Rhinichthys klamathensis goyatoka, 4428 nucleotides. It is a transcript of the gene asap1a, whose product is annotated as ArfGAP with SH3 domain, ankyrin repeat and PH domain 1a. NCBI's taxonomy places the organism in Eukaryota, Metazoa, Chordata, Actinopteri, Cypriniformes, Leuciscidae. Gene Ontology annotation, biological process: positive regulation of GTPase activity. Gene Ontology annotation, molecular function: GTPase activator activity; protein binding. Gene Ontology annotation, cellular component: cytoplasm. Bases 254 to 3715 code for a protein of 1153 amino acids. The transcript has 30 exons. The record is from RefSeq and is a predicted model, not a curated record.
CUUGAUUUUCGCUUCCUGUCCAGCAGCUCCAGAUGGGGCAGAUCAAUGCGCGCAUUCCUGCUCAUUGUAACUGUAGCGGCAUGUGAUUUCAGCCCGUAAUGUCCGCGCGCUGGAUUGAGCACAAUGCAGUGAAUAUGGUGCCACUUGGAAACUCGGAGCUCUACGCACAAUCGGCUUUGCUAGUACUUUUUAAUCUAUUAAUACGGAGUGAAACCGCAGCUGCCUCGGCUGUUUUAUUGAGGUGACUACAGAGAUGAGGUCCUCAUCCUCGCGUUUAUCAAGUUUUUCCUCCAGGGAUUCUUUAUGGAGUCGGAUGCCGGAUCAGAUCUCCGUGUCCGAGUUUCUCUCGGAGACGACGGAGGAUUACAAUUCCCCCACGACAUCAAGCUUCACCACCCGCUUGCAGAGCUGUCGGAACACGGUCAAUGUUCUGGAAGAGGCUUUGGACCAGGACCGCACAGCUUUACAAAAGGUCAAGAAAUCCGUCAAAGCAAUCUACAACUCGGGUCAAGAUCAUGUGCAGAAUGAAGAGAAUUAUGGGCAGGCACUCGACAAGUUUGGCAGCAACUUCAUCAGCCGGGAUAACUCUGAUCUGGGAACAGCCUUCAUCAAGUUCUCUGGCCUUAUCAAGGAGCUGGCCGCUCUCCUCAAGAACCUGCUCCAGAGUCUCAGCCACAAUGUCAUCUUCACCCUGGACUCUCUGCUCAAAGGAGAUCUGAAGGGAGUGAAGGGGGAUCUUAAAAAGCCUUUCGACAAGGCCUGGAAAGACUAUGAGACCAAGUUCACGAAGAUUGAGAAGGAGAAGAGGGAACAUGCCAAGCAGCACGGCAUGAUCCGUACGGAGAUCACCGGCGCAGAGAUCGCAGAAGAGAUGGAGAAGGAGCGGAGGAUCUUUCAGCUGCAGAUGUGUGAGUACCUGAUCAAAGUGAAUGAGAUUAAGACCAAGAAAGGAGUGGAUCUCCUCCAGAAUCUCAUCAAGUAUUAUCAUGCACAGUGCAAUUUUUUCCAGGACGGCUUGAAAACCGCUGACAAGUUGAAGCAGUAUAUUGAGAAAUUAGCAGCUGAUCUCUAUAAUAUCAAACAGACCCAGGACGAAGAGAAAAAACAACUUACAGCUCUCAGAGACCUCAUCAAGUCGUCCUUACAACUGGACCAGAAAGAGGAUUCUCAGAGCAAGCAGAGCGGUUACAGUAUGCACCAGCUGCAGGGCAAUAAGGAGUUUGGCUGUGAGAAGAAGGGCUAUCUCUUCAAGAAGAGUGAUGGGAUCCGUAAGGUGUGGCAAAGGAGGAAGUGCUCAGUGAAAAAUGGCAUCCUCACCAUCUCCCAUGCCACAUCCAACAGGCAGCCGGUGAGACUGAAUCUGCUGACCUGUCAGGUUAAACCCAGCGGAGAGGAUAAGAAGUGCUUUGACCUCAUCUCCCAUAAUCGAACAUAUCACUUCCAGGCAGAGGAUGAACAGGAGUUUGUGAUAUGGAUUUCAGUGCUGACUAACAGUAAGGAGGAGGCUCUGAACAUGGCUUUCCGUGGGGAGCAGAGUGCUGGAGAUGACAGUUUGGAAGACUUGACCAAAGCCAUCAUCGAGGAUGUGCUGCGCAUGCCUGGAAAUGAAGUCUGCUGCGACUGUGGAGCACCAGAGCCUAAAUGGUUAUCCACUAACCUCGGCAUCCUGACAUGCAUCGAGUGUUCAGGGAUCCACAGGGAAAUGGGUGUCCAUAUUUCACGCAUCCAGUCCAUGGAACUAGACAAACUCGGCACCUCUGAACUCUUGCUGGCUAAGAAUGUGGGUAACAGUAGUUUUAAUGAAAUUUUAGAAGGGAAUCUGCCAAGCCCUUCACCAAAGCCAACACCAUCAAGUGACAUGACCGAGAGGAAGGAGUACAUAAACACAAAGUACGUGGAGCACAGGUUUGCUCGGCGGACAGCCACUACAGCCACAGCCAGACAGGGCGACUUGUACGAGGCCGUGAGAACUCGAGACCUGAUGGCUCUUAUUCAGCUCUAUGCAGAUGGAGUGGAGCUUAUGGAUCCAUUUCCAGAAGCAGGACGGGACCCGGGAGAGACAGCGCUGCACUUUGCUGUGCGGAUGUCAGACCAGACCUCGCUGCACCUGGUGGACUUUCUUGUCCAAAACAGUGGAACUCCAGACAGACAGACGGAGAGUGGAAACGCUGCUCUCCAUUACUGCUGCACAUAUGAGAAGUCAGAGUGUCUCAAACUGCUGCUCAGGGGAAAACCAUCUAUUGACCUGGUUAAUCAAAAUGGGGAGACAGCUUUGGACAUUGCCAGACGAAUGAAAAAUGCACCGUGUGAAGAGCUACUGAUGGAGGCAGCAGCUGGGAGGUUUAAUCCUCACGUGCAUGUGGAGUAUGAGUGGAAUCUGCGGCUGGAGGAGAUUGACGAGAGUGACGAUGACCUAGAUGACAAGCCCAGUCCGGUAAAGAAGGAGCGUUCUCCCCGACCUCAGAGCUUCUGUCAUUCCUCGAGCGUGUCCCCUCAGGAGAAGCUGUCUCUCCCUGGGUAUUUAGGACACAGGGACAAACAGAGACUCUCCUACGGAGCCUUUGCCAACCCUGUCUACAACACCUCCACCGAAACACCUGCAUCUCCGAUAUCAGAGGGGCCCGAUAUCAGAAUAGCCAGCAAGACCACUGGGAAAGCUCCGUCCUCUGGACCGCCCACCUCCCUGCCGCUGGGAUCGCAAUCGAGUGCAGGAGGCAGCUCCACUCUGUCUAAGAAGAGAGCGCCUCCUCCACCUCCCGGACACAAGCGCACCCACUCAGACCCCCCCAGCCCCGUACUGCAGGGCCCGCAGAGCAAAGGAAGUGAGUCUACACCUCCUUCUGCGAAUCGGACAUCCCCGGCCAAUAAGUUUGAGGGAAUUCAGCAGCAGCAAAGCACUACUUCUAUGAACACAAAAGCAGCAUUUGGCCCAAGAGUUCUUCCCAAACUACCUCAAAAAGUGGCACUACGAAAGAUUGACACAAUCCACCUCCCCUCAAUGGACAAGUCUGGUCCCGAUGUGCUGCAGAAACCCCCACAUGCCCAGGACACGCCUCCCACCAGAGCUUCAGAUACAAUAACCAGACCCACUGAGCCUCCACCUAAAAUCCCACAACCCGCAGAACGCUCCCAGCCCCUGGAGAUGCCACAGAAACCUCACAUCUCAGACCUUCCCCCUAAACCGCAACUGUCUGAUCUUCCCCCGAAACCACAAUUGUCGGAUUUACCCCCAAAACCUCAGCUUUCUGACCUGCCCCCGAAACCACAGCUUAAGGAUCUUCCCCCUAAGCCGCAGCUCUCUGACCUCCCAUCCAAGCCUACGAUGUCUCCAACAGCUGAGACCACACAGAGGCAAACGACACUGGAGGAAACCAGCCCGAAGCCCCAGCUGACGGAGGUGCAGUCAUCCAGUCAGCAGGAGGAGCUCUCUCCCAGACAGGCCAGUGAAGACACUAAUGGUGCGCCUGCAGGAGCUGUGGAGAUGCCUGUCCCGAUGCCACGGAAAAUAAACACAGUAGCAAAGAGCAAAAUAAGGCGCGUGAAAACCAUCUACGAUUGCCAAGCAGAUAAUGAUGAUGAGUUGACUUUUGUGGAGGGGGAGGUUAUAAUUGUUACAGGAGAGGAAGACCAGGAGUGGUGGAUUGGGCACAUAGAGGGGCAGCCUGAAAGGAAAGGGGCCUUCCCAAUGUCCUUUGUGCACAUUCUGUCAGACUGACAGUGUAUAAGCGGCGGCCGAGAGGCUUUCUAACUAGCACAAGCUCCGCUCUCUCUCAUUCUCUCUAGCCUCACACUGGACUGUGGGCAUUGCCUCUGUACAUAGCUGCUGAAACCCAAACGGUCUCCAAACAAACGUAACAUGAAGAAUCAAACCCAUGCUCCCUUAAUCCUCAAGGGGGAAAUGUGUAAACUAUGUGUUGUUCAUAAACUGUGUUAUCCUGCCUACCAGUAUUAUCGUAGCCAUGGCAGCCCAGCAUGCCAAACUGGGUUUGCAGUAGCUAUACAUGGAAAUCUAGCACUUAACAUGUAUGCUGUAACUUUGUGUAUGUGUACACAUAUAGAAAUUAUGUAAGUCCAUUUAAAGUGUGUCUUUGUACAUACAUAUGCACAGAUGUAAGUGUAUAUUUAUGUACGUAUGUAUAAUGUACAAGUGUGCAAAUGUAUGUUAACCCUGCUUGCUUAUGGAGCCAGAGUGACUCUAGACAUUUUAGUGUACUGUUUUAAAAGAAAAAAAGAUCAUCUCUUAAAUUUUUGGAUGGCAUAAGUGAUAAGUGAGAAUACAAUAACAUACCAGUGUUUAAAUUCCCAGCAUAGUGGCAUGCUGGUCAGGGAUCAAAACCAAAAUGUAAAGGUUUAAACAUCUCAUCUGCUAUACAUAGACGAUCAAAAUUGGCAUUCAUUACGUUUGCAUCACUCACAAAAAAAAAAGAA